This is a messenger RNA of Artibeus jamaicensis (Jamaican fruit-eating bat), 4681 nucleotides long. It is a transcript of the gene RNFT2, whose product is annotated as ring finger protein, transmembrane 2. The transcript is spliced from 11 exons. Gene Ontology annotation, molecular function: ubiquitin protein ligase activity. Gene Ontology annotation, biological process: positive regulation of ERAD pathway. The coding region runs from base 204 to 1688 and encodes 494 amino acids. Lineage: Eukaryota; Metazoa; Chordata; Mammalia; Chiroptera; Phyllostomidae. The record is from RefSeq and is a predicted model, not a curated record.
AAGAAUCCCAGGAGAAGCCGGAAGCACUCGGGAGUCACGUGCUCCCCGGGCUGCAAGAGUGAUUGGCUUGGAAGGACGUGAAUGAUGCCGCUGUGAUUGCUGAAUCGUCUCAGAAGGUAGAAACAGAACGCGGUUUUUUUUUUUCCCUUUGGGAUGGUCCGCUUGGUCCUCCAGCCCUUGCACGCUGACCGUCGGCUGCAGGAAUGAAAAACGCUCGCGGCAUUGUACCCAAAGUGCACCUGCCCUCCUCCGAUGCAAGUAAUGCAGAAGGUGCUCUCCUGAAUGCAUUUCGCCGCAGUCAGGUCUUAAGGAAAAUGCAGAGACGCCACAGCAGUAACACGGAUAACAUUCCACCUGAAAGAAAUCGCAGCCAAGCACUCAGCUCCGAGGCAAGCGUGGAUGAAGGGGGCGUCUUUGAGAGUCUGAAGGCAGAAGCGGCCUCCCCACCAGUGCUGUUCUCCAGCCUCUCUGGCCUCCCAGCCAGCAGCCUUCCUGCUACCCCCUUCCCCUCCAGCCUGGUGCUGGGGGCCUCUGCCAGCGGAGGGGACGUGUUCAUCCAGAUGCCAGCAUCCAGGGAGGAAGGCGGAGGCCGGGGCGAAGGGAGCACCUACCACCACCGCCAGCCCCACCACCACUUCCACCACGGCAGCCACCGUGGGAGCUCGCUGCUGCAGCACGUGGGUGGGGACCACCGGGCGCACUCAGAUGACGGGGGUGACGAGCAGCCAGGCACCCCCGCCCCUGCCCUGUCCGAGCUCAAGGCCGUGGUCUGCUGGCUCCAGAAAGGGCUGCCCUUCAUCCUCAUCCUGCUGGCCAAGCUGUGCUUCCAGCAUAAGCUUGGAGUGACGGUGGUACAGAUGAUGUUGUGGCCUACGGUGUCCCAUAGACAGUAUGCAGAGAAGGGCAUUGCCGUGUGCAUCGGGAUGGCCACCACCUUCGCCUACGCCAACUCCACACUCCGAGAACAGGUCUCUCUGAAGGAGAAGAGGUCGGUGCUGGUCAUCUUGUGGAUCUUGGCCUUUCUAGCGGGAAACACCCUGUACGUGCUCUAUACAUUCAAUUCCCAGCAGCUGUACAACAGCCUCAUCUUUCUAAAGCCCAACCUGGAGACCCUGGACUUCUUCGACCUGCUGUGGAUCGUGGGCAUCGCAGACUUUGUGCUGAAGUACAUCACUAUCGCCCUCAAGUGCCUCGUCGUGGCCCUGCCCAAGAUCAUCCUGGCUGUCAAGUCCAAGGGAAAGUUCUAUCUGGUCAUUGAGGAGUUGAGCCAGCUGUUCCGCUCACUUGUCCCCAUCCAGCUGUGGUACAAAUACAUCAUGGGGGAUGACUCCUCCAAUAGCUACUUUCUGGGCGGGGUCCUGAUGAUCCUUUACAGCCUCUGCAAGUCCUUUGACAUCUGUGGCCGCAUGGGUGGAGUCAGGAAAGCCCUGAAGCUUCUCUGCACCUCUCAGAACUAUGGAGUCCGGGCCACUGGGCAACAGUGCACAGAAGCUGGUGACAUCUGUGCCAUCUGCCAGGCUGAGUUCCGGGAGCCUCUGAUCUUAAUGUGCCAGCACGUGUUCUGCGAGGAGUGCCUCUGCCUCUGGCUGGACCGCGAGCGCACCUGCCCGCUCUGCCGCUCCAUAGCCGUGGACACCCUGCGCUGCUGGAAGGACGGGGCCACUUCGGCACACUUCCAGGUGUACUAGGACUGAAGCUCCGGCACUCGCAGGGAGAUGACACGGGGUCAGUGUCGUGGGGUCCAGCUCUGGGGACUUCCUGGAAAACAGGCUGCAAGCACGGGCUGUCCUGCCUCCCGCCUCUUUCCACCUCUCCCCCUAAAGCCAGGCCCCUGUCCUUCCCUCCGUUGCCUUCGUCUCCUGCUCCAUGGCAUGGUGCGUGCGUCCUUCCCUACAAACGGGGAAGCCUCCUAACCCAGACUUGCUCUCUGCCCAGGUAGGUCUGCCCCUGCCCCCACUCCAAGUCAAGGAAGCUGGAACAGACAAUGUCCUGCCUGUUGAUUAUUUUAACUCGAGGUAGCCAAACACCUGAUGCUGCAAACUGGGGAGGGGCCUGCAGAUUUCUGCCUCCCCCCGGUUGGCCCUGGUCUACAAGUGAGAAUCACUGUGAAGUCUUUUGCAGGCAAGACAUCAAGCAUCCUGCCUAGAGGACCACCUUGGACCCUCAGAACAGCUCCGAGGUGGAGGGACUAUUGUUUCCUCCAUUGCACAGCUGAGGAAGCGGAGGCACAGAGCUCCACGUGGCCACUAGGCCAGGGCCACCCCGGUGCUCGCCGUGGUGGGCUGAGUUGCCAGCCCAGGCCUGUCAGGCCUCAGAACCUGCACUCCUAACCACUGUUCUGACCCACCACUCAGAUGCUGCAGGUGUGGGUUUUUUUUUUAAAGCACGAGAGGCGAUCUUGAUGCCCCCGGUGGCCCAGGUGCAUAGCAUAUUUAAUUUGCACUGGUCGACAAUGCUAACGGUGAAUGUUACCUUUGGAAGUCAGGCUGUGGCUGGGUCCUCGGAAAGACUUGUCCAGAAAGCGCUUUUUGCCCAAGCUCUGGGCCGGGGUGCUGAGUCACAUGUGAGCAGCAAGAAAGGCCAGCUUUGGUCCACAUUCGGGUAGCCCUGGGUCUGCAUGCCCGUCCGGGUUUCUCUUCCCCUCCUGUUCUGGUCCCCUCCUUUCCUUAAGCCUCAGAUUGGUCAACACCCCCCACGGACAUUACCUCUGCCCUGGUAGCCUUCAGACCUGAAAGGGACAAUCCAUGUGAGGGACUGGCCCACAAGCCAGGGUGGUGGCAAAGAGCAUAGUGGCAAUCAGUGUUCCUGUGACCUCUCCAUCAAAGCCACUAACCUCUGCAGCGGAACCAUUUCCCUCCCUGCUUUGAGAUCUGGAGGAGGUGGCACAGGUGACCCCAUAGAUGCCACUGGAAUCUUGCCUGUCCUACCCUCUCUGCCAACCCUAUUCUCGCACUGACAACCUCAGCACCGUGGGCUGGCACCAGCAGCAUUUCUGAGAAAGUCUGGGUGGUUAGUGAGCAGAUUAGGAAGAAAGCCGCAGGGCACGUGGCGGGGACCUUGCCGCCCGCCAGCUCUCGGCCAGUGCUCACGUGGCUGGCCCUUCCCCAGCAGAUUCAGAUCUGCCCCUGUGUGCUAUCAAGCCAGGACCUUGUCUUUCCCCUGACAUCCUGGCUCUUUCCUGGUACCCAGCAAGAUACCCCUUCCAGGGUUGCGUGGCAUCUUUCAAGUGCUGUUACUAUGGCAAUGGCUGCGAUGUUACAAUCUCACUUGCCUGGAUAAUCAAGUCGGAAAGGGAAGUGGAGGGAAACAGAGCCUGGUGGACACAGCUUCUCUGCUCCCCUCGCCUCCGGGAAGAACCGAAGGGAAGGAAUACAAGCUUCUGCAACUGCUUGUUUUAAAAUCAGAGCUCCCUGCCUGCAGGUGCCGUCAAGAGGCACGAGACAUUGGAGCUGAAGGAGACACGAAAGUGGCAGCAGGUGACUGAGCAGGUGGAGCAGUAUGUGGGAGUCAGGCCUGGAGUUCUGAAUCUUUUUACUUAUUUAUUUACUUUAUUAGAGUGGCUUUGGUUAAUAAAUCAUAUGGGUUUCAGGUGUACCAUUCUAUAACCCACCAUAUCGUAUUGUGUGUUCACCACCCCAAGUCAAGUCCCCUUCUAUCACCUCUUAUCCCCCCUUUACCCUCUUCUGCCCGCCCCCGCCCCUCGUCCCCUCUGGUCAUCACCGUGCUGUUGUCUGUGUCCGUGAGUUGUUUUGUUCUGUUCUUUUUGCUGAAUCCCUUCACCUUUUGCACCCAGCUUUCCCCCCCCGACUGCUGUCAGUCUGUCCUCUGAGUCUGUUUCUGUUUUGUUUGUUUAUUUUCUUAACUCUGCGUGGCUUUGAGAAAUCACUUCACCUUCCUGUAGCCGUCUCCAUGGCGAUGAAACCUAGUGUAUUAUUUACUGGACCAGGAAAAUUCACAACAUGGAUUGCUCGUGAAUACAUCAGUGAUCCAGUCCAUUACACUCGUGCACCCCCCACACACAAUUCUCUGACAUUCUGCACGUAACAAGCCAUGCCUCUGACACUGUGGAGAGUGUCAGGCAUGGGGGACACUCGGGGUAAGGUGGGAUUUUAUGUAUUCAUCUCCUGUCCUGCAGGAAAAGUCCUGUCUAGAAACUCCCUUUUGGAUGGGAGGAUUUAGCUUCUGCUCUAGGCAGGAAGAGUGGCCGGUGCCGGGUUUUCCAAAUGCCAAGCCAAGUGUAUUCCCCAACUCGAGUGUGAAAGCCGCCAAGAGCCACCAUCGUUGGAGGAGAAGAAGGUACCCGUCUCCUUUACCCAUCUGGGUGCCACAGCUCAUUUAUUAUGAGCGCGGUCCAUCGUCAGAGCAGAGUACCCUGCUCUUAAUAUUUUAUGACUUGCUGACUUGAGUUCCACGAGGUCCUUGGAAAUGGCCCUCUGAACGUAAAAUAUCUUGAGUAUAAUGAAUGUGAGGGACUGAAACGGCCAGCUCUGGGCCUGGAUGUAACAGACUCCUCACGUACCAAAGGCACCGGACACCUCUGGGCUGUUGAGACUCGGGCUGGAAGGAGGAGCUGUGAAGCCAGUCCUGGAAUCUGUCAGGAAUUUUGCACUGGGCCAGACAGCCGCCUUUGGUGUUUUUAAUGUCCCCCCGAAGUUUCCUUCUGCCAAUAAAUAUCAUCUGU